AUGUCGUUGGACGGCAGGGUGGUCACUCAAAAAGAAGAGGAGGAGCUUGUCAGCGCGCCGACGAAGGCAGUGGAGAAGUUUCAGGAGGUCGUCGCACACUGCGUUUUGAGGGACCCGAAAAAGAAGGGGACGGCCAAGAAGAAGGUUUUCUCGAUCCCGCCCAAGAACACAACGAACCAGUCUACGAAGAGCCAAGGGAGGAAGUCGGGUGUGAAGGAUAAUAUAGCCAACGCCUUCGCUGGGGGGCGUGAGUUCAAGGCACUGUUUUUGAACACUAUGGAUGCUGCCGACGAACACGGGUCGGUCACGCCGGAGCUUUUGGCUGAACUGGUGUCUCAAGUGGGAGCUCCCCGGCCAUAUAGCAUGCUAAAUUCCGAAGGAGGCCCAAACGGGUGGGCAAACGAAGAGGUCCCCGACGGAUACAAAGAUGAACCGUUCUACAAGCCCAACGCUCACGGCGUGGAUCUGCCGGUUUCAAUCCACCAAGGUGUAAGGCAAAUAAACUUGGAGGAGGGAACGGUGGGGGUGAUCCGCUACUUCGAACAAGAGUUGCGCUCGAAAUGGCUGAUGGACACCGACCUACUUGUCGUGUGCUACGAUCGCGCGGAACUUGUACCCGUUAUCAAAGGGCAAGAACAGCUGGCGCGGAC
This is a messenger RNA of Ectocarpus sp. CCAP 1310/34, 650 nucleotides long. The record is from the annotation of a GenBank genome assembly. NCBI's taxonomy places the organism in Eukaryota, Phaeophyceae, Ectocarpales, Ectocarpaceae.